This is a messenger RNA of Aspergillus ochraceoroseus IBT 24754, 1260 nucleotides long. RefSeq lists its product as uncharacterized. The record is from RefSeq and is a predicted model, not a curated record. NCBI's taxonomy places the organism in Eukaryota, Fungi, Ascomycota, Eurotiomycetes, Eurotiales, Aspergillaceae. The coding region runs from base 50 to 1159 and encodes 369 amino acids. The transcript has 2 exons.
CAAACCUGUCUGUCUCUAUAGGUAGAAGUAGAAACGGAGCACCCUCACAAUGCCUCACAAACACAAACGCAGGCAGAAUGACCCCAACGCCUUCAACCUCCCACCAACUCUAAUCGCAAAACCUCUCCCCGUGCGAGACGCAUCCAAACCAGGAAAACACAACCCGAAAUCCCAAUCCCAAUCCCAAUCCAAAUCCCAGUCCCAGCCUCAGUCUCAAAAUGCAAAACAGAAGCAAUCAAAUCUCGCCUCGCGCCGGAAAUCCGCCCUGGACGACGACGACACCCCGCGCGCAUUCCGCCGACUGAUGCAGUUCCAAUCAAAGCCGAAGCCCAAUCCGCAAGAGAACAAAACCAGCGACGAAGAGAAAGACGAAAACAACAAGAAGAAGAAGAAGAAUAAUAAUAAGAAGCGCAAGCGAGAUGAACCGGACUCGAGAUCUCCAUCUACAGCUACGCAACACAAACCCCCCACCAACCAGGAAACAUCCACAGCAACACCCACAGCAACAGCAGCAGCAGCAGCAGCAGCAGCAGAACCAGCACUGAAAAUCCUCCCCGGCGAAAAGCUCUCCGACUUCGCAGCUCGCGUGGAUCGCGAAAUGCCCAUCUCCGGCAUGAAACGCUCCAAUAAACCGGCGGCCGCGGAUAUGCCCCAGAUCCGAGAAACGAAGCAAACGAAGCACGAGAAGCAUCUGCGGCGGCUGCAGCGCCAGUGGCGCGAAGAUGACGUGAAGAUCCGGGAGAAGGAGGCGGCCGAGCGGGAAGAGAGGGAAACAGAGAUGGAGGAGCAGUUGCAGCUGUGGAAGGAGUGGGAGGUGGAGGCGGGCAAGGGGAAGGCGAAGAAGAAAGGCUCUGGGGUGGGUGCAGGGAAGAGGAAGAGAAAAAUGGCUGGUGGGGACGGUGCUGAGUAUGAUGAUGGUCCGGAUCCGUGGGCGCAGCUGAAAAAGAAGAGGGCCGCCGUGAAUCCGUUUGAUGUCGCGCAGGCGCCGCCGCAGUUGAAGAAGCCAAGGGAGAUUUUCAAGGUGCGUGGGGGCGCCAAGGUUGAUGUUGCGAAUGUGCCUGCGGCUGUGGGAAGUUUGAGGCGGAGAGAAGAGCUUGCCAAUGAGCGAAGGAAUAUCGUGGAGGAGUAUAGACGAUUGAUGGCGGAGAAGAGGCAAUAAACGGUCUUUUAAACAAAAAGUAUUGUUGAUGUAAAUAUGGGUGUGUGGAUAGAAAGUAUAACUUUUUUUAGCCUUCAGUAUCUAUAUAAAAAAAAUCCAGG